Molecule: messenger RNA, 2762 nt
Organism: Dissoconium aciculare CBS 342.82
Lineage: Eukaryota; Fungi; Ascomycota; Dothideomycetes; Mycosphaerellales; Dissoconiaceae
Exons: 3
Coding region: 458-2404 (648 amino acids)
Molecular function (GO): phosphatidylinositol binding
Source: RefSeq, a predicted model, not a curated record
CUUCCUACAUCUCAAGUAGAGUAUACACAGCACCAACGAACUUUACGUCUGUCGGUCCCCCGAUUUGUAUAUCGCCGCGGCUGCCCUCCUUUCCAUGGAAACUUAGCUUUGAGAGAUCAGCCACUAAACCGCGACUUACGUAGGGACCGCCAUCGACGUAUUGAAGAUCUCCAGGGCUGCUGUUUCGGUUUCGUGUAUGUUGGUGGACAAAGAUCAGGCAGCCAUUUAUUUUCCCUAUCAACCUGCUACCCACGACCGUGAAUAACCUCGAAAUUGUCCUGCACCGCCUCAAUCGGCCGACGACUGCGUUUCAUCUAUUCAUCUGUCGCAUAGUUGGAGCUUCGUCGCAUAACUCAAAACACGGCGUCAUUCCACGACCAGCUCCGGGAACAUCGAGUGCCUCAACUCCUCACAUGGUCCUACGUGCUCAUUCCUAUAUUUCCAUAGCAGUGAAGCCAUGGCAGAAGUCGCUUCUCUGUCUCCGCAGCAGCGAAAGGCGCUUUUUGACAUCCUCACCCACCGCGAGACCUACAAGGAAAUUGAAGAUUUCAAGACCCCAGGUGCCAUUCAAAAUUAUGGCCCACCUUUCCAAAACCAAUCCACCCCUUGCAACUCACCGAUACUCCAAUCACUCCUGUCCAAGUUCAUAUUAAUCUUGCCCGGUCUGAGAGAUGUGCCUACGUCAUUCUGGACUGAACAGGUGCAGAGCAUCAUCCAGGAGUUGGCCGAGGCCGAAUUGAGUGAGAGCUACGACAAAGGCAUGGUGGGCAUCCGUAAAACCUUAGCCACUGCCAUCGCCGCCUUGAUAGAAUAUCCGGCGCGUGCGUCGAUGGGUGGCUUCUCCAAAGACGAUACACAUUCACAGACCAGCUGGAGCCCAUCAAACCCACAAGAUGUCCUUGAGUCCUGGCAAGCAGGAGGACAAGAGAUCGUCUAUGGCGAUCUUCUGGAUCGACUAUUCGACAAAGUGGCAGAGACCAAUGAUCUGACAGCUCAUGAACCCAUGGUGCAGUGCUUGCAUGAGUUCCUUCUCGUGAAUAUCGCGUCGAUAAUGCAUUACACCUUGAUCCUUUCACCUGAAGGCCCUACUAUUGUGCGAAUGGCGGAGGGUGUGCACCGACUAAUUCCUUACGCGAUCGUCCGUCAGACUCUCAAGAUUGGAAAUGUGGCAACUAUGCUGAGUGCCAUGAUGCGAGUCAUUUUGGCCAAAGUCAGUGUUGCCAGUGUUACCAACUGGAUUGGUCUCAGCUCGGGCGCCAAUGAGGGCAUGAAUCUGAUGCAGCAAAUCAUGAACCAAGUACUGAACUGGGAUAAACGAGAGUUCAAGCGUCGCGCAGACAAAAUCGAAAAGACCAAGGACGCACCUCCCAAAGCAGUUCUGGCAGAGCUACGGUCAUGGAUCGAUCGCCCUCGAGCCGAGCACGAAGAGUGCCGCAGGAGGAGUCAAGAACAGGGCAUGUCCAUUGUUGCCGUCAUCCUUGCAUUGUCUCCCAACAAUGCAGAACUCUCAGAUCAGCAGCAUGAACAGGCGGCGGAAUAUCUCGCACUCCACUUGGCUGUUCGGGACAGACAGGAAAUUGUCAGAGUGCUCUGCCAGCGCCAUCCUGAUCUACUCUCCGCUGCUGUGAAGGCUGGAGUGGAUGCAUAUACACCGAUGAUUCGUCAUGUGCAUCAAGCGGUGGAUUUGAGCGAUUCCAUGUGGGAUUCCGAGCGAUUCAUCACGGAUAUGCUCAAGGUAGCCAAGCCUACAGGAUCACCAGGAAAUCUCAAGCAACCUGAUGUCGAAGAUUUCGUCGACUUGCUCCAUCGGCAUCAAGGAAGCCUCCACAAGUUCUUACACCAAGUCGCAAAGAAUGGCAAGGAGAUCACAGCGUGGUUCCGAGAGUGGGCUGGCGCAGCACUCGCGCAAUUCCGCAAUGACCAGAAACCUCCAGAGACCAAGUCCGUUAUCUCGGGCGAGAUGAUCCAUGGCGGAAUCGACCGCGCACUAUCCAGUGCUUAUGCAGAACUUUCCGAAGACGAUCGCAAAGCGGUCGUAGCUGAGCUCGAUGCUCACUCACGCUACAUUGACGAGCUACACGCCGCCUCCGCUGCGCGCAUUAGCGAUGUCAUCAAACGGACACGAUCAGCACCAUUUGGUCCGGGUGCGUAUCUCGCGCGAUGGCAGCAGCUUAUGGACAACGCUCCCAUCACCCCUGCGACGGCCAAUGGCCCUGUCAGGCACGGGUUCAACGAGAGUGUCAAAAACGAAGCUCGCAAAACCGCCAGUGGGGAGAAGAUUGACGUGCCAGCAGACACCACCACAAAGUCCGCCAGUAAUGCACUCCCGGCUCCUCCUAGCUCUGAGCAUACCCUGCGAUUAUUAGCGGACAAGUUCCGCUCGCUGUUGACGACAACUUCGUGAGAAAAUUUGCAGAAAACGCAGGAGAAUCUGCAGGAGCGAACGUGGUUGACAUGUUGGCCAAACCACCCUAUUAUCCCAAGGAUGAUGAUGAGAGUGAAAGACGGGCUGGCUCGCUUAGACAACAGUAGGUGUGGCUGAUUAUCCCACACGCCGUACAGUUAGAGAUAAGGCUAGUGGAUGGUUAUCCUGAUGAGGUAUCAAUGUUUCUCUCCCCAGCUCCAUAUAGCGUCACUCACAGUCUUAGCUCGGAAUGAUCCGAAUGACGCUCCUCGACCCAGGACCACGAACGACCCACUAUGUACCUCAUAUUCAGUGUAGGCCUCACCCAACAUAUCAGAUACUGUAAUCUUAGCCGACC